AUGUUCGUUCUAUCAUUGGCUCUUUUGUCGUGUCUGACAACAAUGUGCACAUCGACCACCGAAUGGUGGGGCGAUCUUCGUGCACAUCUGAAUCCCGCACGUCAAGCGCCGUUUUAUGAUGUGACUUAUGAUGAGAAAGUCAACGUCUGCCCACAAGGUCUCCACGCCGACGCCAUCCCAGAAUACGUCUACUUCGGUACUAUGCUUGCCACAAUGACUGUCGACGAGCACGAUCAAUGUCUCCAGAAGUGCGCAGAGAAGCCACGUUGCAAAGCGGUCAACUUCUUCCAUCCAUUCGCCUAUCAAGAGAAAGGAUUCUGCGAGUUGCUCACCGAAGGACAACUCGACAAUCCAUCCCUGAUGCGUCCAUUCCGCAAGGCCACCUACUACGAGAAGAUUCGUUGUAGAGAGCUCGACGAUGUGGAGGACGUUGACGAGGCGGAGAAGUCCGAGAUCACUGAGAAAGUUCCCGAGGACAUGAUCCGCGAGAAGAAGCUUGACAUGAGCAAACUCAUGAAGAAGCUCUCCGCCAAAGUCAAAGAAUUCAACGGUGCCUCCGGUGGCUUCCGUGCAGCUCGUCGUUAA
Messenger RNA from Caenorhabditis remanei, 585 nucleotides. RefSeq lists its product as uncharacterized. The transcript has 3 exons. Lineage: Eukaryota; Metazoa; Nematoda; Chromadorea; Rhabditida; Rhabditidae. The coding region runs from base 1 to 585 and encodes 194 amino acids. The record is from RefSeq and is a predicted model, not a curated record.